Liolophura sinensis is the source of this 2657-nucleotide messenger RNA. Its product is annotated as nudC domain-containing protein 1-like. The transcript is spliced from 9 exons. NCBI's taxonomy places the organism in Eukaryota, Metazoa, Mollusca, Polyplacophora, Chitonida, Chitonidae. The record is from RefSeq and is a predicted model, not a curated record. Bases 9 to 1775 code for a protein of 588 amino acids.
UUGGCAGCAUGGCCGAACAACUUGUCGAUCUGCAGCUUGAUCGAAGCUUGAUUGAUUCAUGUUUUAAUGGUUAUAAGCUGUCACUGGAUCCACUACCCAUCUAUAAGUCGACACUUCUCGAAGAACCUGAUGUCGCCAAGCUUUCAGAAGACCAGCAUUCUUAUCAGCACAUUCGAGCGUUUGGAUUGACCAAUCACAUCAUCCCUGACCCAUGGAACACAGAUAGUGUUUAUAUUGUUGACAAGACGUGGAAUGUCCUUAAAAUUAUGGUUACUCUGACGUCCCCUGACCAGGGCAAGUCAGUGUUUGAGAUUCCUCAGGGUGGUGAUGUCCAGCAGAUUGCUGGCAGACAUAACGUAUCACUGCAUUUCCCUGCCCAAGACCAGGCCGUGCUGGCGGAUGGUGGAGGGAAACUCUACAUCAUGGAGACUGGGCCUAGAACAAUGGAUAACUGUAAAGCCUGGACUGUAUCCCAUGUGUGCGAACCGUUGGAGGAUAAGCAAAAAUUCAUCCUGCUUCAUUCAACGUUCCGCUCAGACGAGGAGAACAGAAAGAUAGAUUGUCUGUUACUUCAUGUCGAACCAACAGCUGAGAUGAGGAAGGGGGAUAACUCUGCACCAUUUGAAACUCUCCUGGAAUGGGUGACUUUCAUUACAGAUGCUUGUGGAGAGUGGAUGUUGUCUCGCACCCGAAGCCUUGUUAGCUCUCGUUGCCCAGAAUAUGCAGCUGUAGACACGAGCAGCAAUGCUCUGCUCAUCUGUAACCAGAAGCCCUUCCGCAUGAUCUACGACUCUGUGAUACCCGUUAACCAACCUGAGGCAGAGGAGGAGACAGCCACUGAUGACUCCAGCCCACAAUACACCUGGAGUCAGACAGAUGAUGAAGUCACAGUGCUGUUCACAGUCCCCAUUGAGGUGUCCAAGGCUGACAUAUACCUGUCACUACACCCUCAGCAGAUAGAGUUUGGGGUGAAGAAUACUCGGGUGUUGUUACAGGGAGCCCUUCAGGAGUGUGUGGACCUAGACAGCUCCACCUGGACAAUAGACAAUGGCCGAAUAACACUGAGCCUCAGUAAGGCAGAGGAAAAGACAUGGCAGGUGGUUGUACUCGGUGACUCGCACGGGGAGAUGGUGGUCAGUCCAGAGCAGGUCGAGGCCAUCCACAGCCAGCUGGCUCAUCUCACAUCUGAGGAAUGGAACCCAGACCCGAGCCUGAGGGAGAACAGGCCGUACAACAGUCAGGAGCUAGAGGAGUGUGAUCAGUACACAGAUGACACAGCCAUACUACAGCGGAUAGAUGGAGACACGCACACCGUCACACAUCAGGCAAAUAUCAGCAGUCAUCAGUGGUUAUUCACAGCCCAGCUCCAGACUGACAUGCUCCCAGCAUUCUGUCUACGACAUGAUGUGGAUGGGAUUCUCUGGCAACCUCUCUCCAAGGGAGGCAACUCUGGAAACAUUGUCAAGCAUCAAGCCACCUUCAACGCCUUCGGUUAUGUGCAGGCGUCCAAGCAGCAGAAACGGUUCUGUACAGCACCGCCUAAUGCCUCAUACGCAGCAAUCCUUGACUGUGUCCGACAUGUGUACAUUUACAGGCAGCCAGAGGCAAUAUCUUCACCAAUUAGAAACAGGAAAACUGGACAGCAGGUCAAAGCUGUUGCUAAGCAACAGCUGGUGGCAUUGGAGACCACCAAGGACAUCUUGGGCGUACAUGCAACAAAUGACAGGCUGUAUGUUCUUGCUGGAAAAACAUUCCAUGUCAUCAAGGUGAACUGAUUAUCCACAAAAACUGCUUAAAAACUGUAUAUGCCAAGCAUAUACAUACACUUAAAUAAAUUUAAAUCAUGUAUAUAAAUAUACAAAUUUACCACAGAAUAAAUGUCUUAUAUUAAAUCUAUUUUUCUGAACGAAUCCCAUCAAUGAUUUCCUCUUGAAGAAUAUGUGAUAUUUUAGCUGGCUGGUAGUUAGUUGCAGGUGCCUCUGUAUAAUAUCUCUAUCCUUGUUCCUCCCGGCACAGUUUUAGGUUGAAUGUCUACGAUAAAAAAAUGUCAAGUCAUAUGAUAGCAGACUGCUUAACCUGCUAAUUGAGUGGUUGAUGUCAGUGACUGACCUCCUUCUUGGAACAAUGGCGAUUGAAGAAGUUAGCUAUGGGCUGGUACUUAAUGUAUCUUGUUGUGUAUGUAAAAAGUUGUGGUACUUAAUGUAUCUUGUUGUGUAUGUAAAAAGUUGUGGUACUUAAUGUAUCUUGUUGUGUAUCUUGUUGUGUAUGUAAAAAGUUGUGGUACUUAAUGUAUCUUGUGUAUGUAAAAAGUUGUACUUAAUGUAUCUUGUUGUGUAUGUAAAAAGUUGUGGUACUUAAUGUAUCUUGUUGUGUAUGUAAAAAGUUGUGGUACUUAAUGUAUCUUGUUGUGUAUGUAAAAAGUUGUGGUACUUAAUGUAUCUUGUUGUGUAUGUAAAAAGCGUAUGUAAUCAUGUAUAUGUAAAUCAUAAAGCCGCUGAUAUAAGUUCCUCACAAUAGUUGAUUCAGGGAACACCACACUAAUUGUUUUCUUUGGUAGCUUUCGGUCUGACAUCACUCUAUGUUUUUGGUAUCUUUUUGACAAGAACUUCCAUCAUUGGAGCGUCCGUCUAUAAGCCGGGACACCUAGGAUCAAACGU